Molecule: messenger RNA, 1290 nt
Organism: Phalaenopsis equestris
Lineage: Eukaryota; Viridiplantae; Streptophyta; Magnoliopsida; Asparagales; Orchidaceae
Exons: 13
Coding region: 109-1254 (381 amino acids)
Molecular function (GO): epoxide hydrolase activity
Source: RefSeq, a predicted model, not a curated record
CUUUCGUAAAAAACAUUGGAAUCGCGGAGGAAGCGGGGACCAGAGAAAUCCUAUCUUCCUCCUCUCUGCAUUAUCAGGUAGCUUUUCAUCCCAAACCUUUCCCUAGCCAUGGCGGUGGCAGCGCUUACAAUCGCCUCGGCGUUCUUACCGCCCCGGCUUUCUGGAUGUCCCCGUAUCCAGCGGAAGGGCUUCGGGUUCAGAUGCAAGUCGAGCCUCAGCAACGAGGAGGAGUAUUUGGUAGAUGCGCCGGUUUCAAUUGGAGAUGGAUUUUCUUUUAGUGGAGGGAAGUAUGCUAAAGGGCCAAGUCAAAUUGACGAGUGGUUUGCUCGGGGGAAAAUGGUAAACGCUCAUCCUGCAAAUAGUAGUAAAGGGAAAGCAAAAGAUCCAAUAUUUGGUCUUACAAUGGGUGGUGGUUCUCAAACCACUGAUGAUGUUUUCAGAUGGUUUUGUGUUGAAGCUGGAGACUGUUCUAACCCUUCGAUCAUUUUGAUUCAUGGCUUCCCAUCUCAGGCAUAUUCAUUUCGCAAAGCUCUUCCUGUUCUAGCUGAAGAAUAUCACGUCAUUGCUUUUGAUUGGAUCGGUUUUGGGUUUUCAGAUAAACCUCAACCAAGAUAUGGCUUUGAUUAUACUCUGGAUGAGUAUGUUUCGUCUUUGGAAUCUCUUAUUGAUGAGUUCAAAGCGGAUAAUCUAUCCCUUGUUGUACAGGGAUAUUUUUCUCCUGUAGUUGUCAAGUACGCCAGUUAUUAUCAAGAGAAGAUCAGGAAUCUUAUACUUAUCAAUCCACCACUAACUGAAGAGCAUGCAAAGUUACCACCAAGCCUCUCAAUAUUCAGUACCUUCUUGCUGGGUGAGAUAUUUUCCCAGGAUCCCCUUAGAGCCAGUGAUAAAGUUCUGACCAGCUCUGGGCCAUACAUGAUGUUGGAGGAAGAUGCAAUGGUUUAUAGAAGACCAUACCUUACAUCUGGUUCUUCAGGUUUUGCGCUAAACGCAAUCAGCAAAUCCAUGAAGAAAGAUCUCAAGCGUUAUGUUGAGUACAUGAGAACAGCUCUAGCUAGCAGCUCCUGGAAAAUCAACAGUGUAGUGUGCUGGGGUUUAAGAGAUCGGUGGUUGAGCUAUAACGGCAUUGAAGAUUUCUGCAAGUCCUCAAAUCUUAAAUUAGUACAACUGCCAAAGGCUGGCCAUCAUGAUGCACAGGAAGAUUCUGGAGAAGAGCUUGGGACAAUAGUAGCAGAUAUCAUUGGCAAAGGAAUGUGAUAUUUGAAAUGAAGAAAAAAGAUUAUUGUCAACAUA